AUGUCUCUCCAACGCAUUCUAUUUACUAGAUCUUACUAUUGGAAGUAUCUUGCGCUAGCAUGGCUUAUUUGUGUGGCCAUUUGGUGGGCCUCAUACCGCAGACUAGACUCCAUCUAUAUUCCUUCAGCCCUGAAAGAGUCCCUCACCCAGAAAGAGCUCAUGGCAGUGUUUUCCAUGUACCAUGAAAGACAUCCGUCAAUGUCUCAUAUUUCAACACAUUCUUCCGCUUACGAUGAAGUGGUGAGCUCCAUCAGCAUGUACGACUUCUUGAAACAAUACCUGUUUGACGAGAGAUGUCUGAUUUACUUCAACCACUUAGAAAGAAGUAACCCUGACUGGUUGGUUCAUCCAGAUGAAGUCAUUGAUUACGACAAAACGGCUUUCCAGUCGUAUGAAGCAUUCAAGAAGUCCAAGGAGAAGGAACACAAAGAUAAGGUUAACGAAGCCAAGAAGAACAACAAGCCUCUUCCUGACCCUAUAACUGAAAAGGACAUCCGUCAUGAGUACCAGAAACUUUGGAAGUCUGUCGAAGCUGCUGAACAAAAACUUCACGACUUCCUAGCCCACGUGCGUAUCUUUGACAAGUGCUACAUUCAGUCCCAAGAUAGAACCAUUCACAAGAAUGACACCAACUAUGUCAAGAAGCAACAAUAUUUCUUGAAGAAUAAUGUCGCUUAUAUUGCUGAGCCUGAUGAAGUUGUUGGUGGCUCUGUCUACCGUGACAAGAAACUGUGUUCAGAUGUUGAAAGCAAGGUUUUCCCUUGGUUGACUAUGGAGUACCCAGAAUUUACUCGUUACAACAACGAGAAGUCAUAUUUCCCUGGCAAGAACUAUAGGCUUCAUGAAAGUCGUGGAUGUUUCCUUAAUGAGUUCAAGGCCCGUCUUAACGGUAAGGGUAUUGUGAUGACCUUCAACGACGACCAUGUCGAUGAUGCCAUUCGUCUCAUUAGAGUGCUUCGGUACCUUGGAAACAGAUAUCCUAUUCAAAUUGUCUACCAUUCCAACCUCAAUGACUUGUCAAAGCAGCAUAUCACUAAAGCUGCCAGAAUAAAGUACGAGAACUAUCCUACCCAGGAUGUCUGGUACGUGGACGCUAGUCGCUCUAUCGAACCCCAAUAUAUCAACAAAUUCAAUGGCUUUGCUAACAAAAUCAUGGCAACCUUGUUCAACUCGUUUGAGGAAAUGAUUUUCUUGGAUGCCGACACCGUUUUGUUGGAGAAUCCUGACUUCCUUUUCAAGCUCAAGAAGUACAUCAACUCCGGUACCAUGUUCUUCAAGGACCGUGCUACUUUCAUUUUCCGUGAAAGAGAGAACUCUGUCCUUUUCCACAAGCUCAUGCCUUCGCUUGCUGAUGGAUUUGUGUUCAACAUUAAUCAGAUCAAGAACAAGACAUUGGACAACGAGUUUUUCCUAGGUUUUGAAAACUUUAUGGAAAGUGGUCUUGUUGUUAUUAACAGAAAGAAGCAUUUCAUUCAACCUUUCAUGAUGUCUGUGUUAAACUUUUACCAGCCGAUCACCGCACGUCUUUACGGAGAUAAGGAGUUGUAUUGGCUUUCCUUAGUUCUCGCAGGUGAUGAGAAUUACGAGUUCGACGACAACUUUGCUGCUGCCAUUGGUGAGUUGACUCCAGAAACAGAGCGUCAUAAGGAUGUGAACCAGAUCAAGAGUUUUAACUCCAAAGAGCUUUGUUCGUCGCAUCCUAGUCACAUCAGUGACACCGACAAUCAAACUCUUAUUUGGUUCAAUUCCGGUUUCCGCUUCUGUGGAAAUGUUGACAAGGGAGUUAACUUCCAAGAAGAAUUUGACAGCAAGAAGAGAUUCACCCGUUUCAAAACUUUAGAAGCCUUUGAGACAUUCUUCAGGUCCAAGUUGAAGAUCACGCACGGCAUAAUUCCGCCAUUUGAUAGAAACAGGCAAAAGGCAGUAAACCUUGAACACGAGCCUGAAGCAGCUUGGAACAUGAUGAACUACUGCAAGAAUUAUUUAUGGUGUGCUUACUCGUCUCUCGGUGGCUACUACGAGGCGGAUGGUGAGACCAAGAGUAACUUGCUCGAAGGCACGGUCAUCAAGUUCACUGAUGCUCAAGUCAAAAAGUUUGAGCAAGUGGGAGACAUUUGGAUGCGUGAUACCGGAUUAAUGUCCUCUGGUUAG
This is a messenger RNA of Candidozyma haemuli, 2151 nucleotides long. Its product is annotated as alpha-mannosyltransferase. The record is from RefSeq and is a predicted model, not a curated record. Lineage: Eukaryota; Fungi; Ascomycota; Pichiomycetes; Serinales; Metschnikowiaceae. The coding region runs from base 1 to 2151 and encodes 716 amino acids. Gene Ontology annotation, molecular function: alpha-1,3-mannosyltransferase activity. Gene Ontology annotation, cellular component: Golgi apparatus. The transcript has a single exon. Gene Ontology annotation, biological process: protein O-linked glycosylation.